AUGCGUCGAGUCCACCUCGCCGUGCUCCUUGGCUUUGCGGCUUUCACCGCAGCUUUGCCAUCACCCUCUACUACUCAUAACAACCACCGCUCAACCAAAGAUGUCAAAGUGCUAAUCCUUGGAGGAGGCGUUGCUGGUGUUAUUGCCGCGCGCACAUUGCACCGCAAGGGCAUUGACGACUUUCUGAUUGUCGAAGCGCGUGAUGAGCUAGGCGGAAGGAUGCAGGAUUAUACCAUCGGCGUCCCUGGAAAGCAAUAUGUCAUCGAACUCGGUCCUAAUUGGAUCCAAGGAACGCAGACUGGCAAUGGAACAGCUAAUCCCAUUCUGACGCUCGCUCGUAAACACCACGUGAAGAACCAAUAUAAUGAUCUUGAUGACAGUAUCACGACCUACGACUAUAAUGGGUUGAAAGACUAUCGUAACCUCCUGGACACAUCAGUUGAUCAAUUCACUCAGGUCGGAGUUAUUGCAGGGGGACGCGUCUUGACGCAGCAGGUUGACCUCGGCCUUCAAAGCGCAUACGGCAUCAUCGGCGCAACUCCAAAGAACAUGUACGAAGCAGCUUGCCAGUAUUAUCAAGUCGACUGGGUACGAAUGCAAGUUUUUUCUUUCUUAGACGUCUUCAUCCCGCUGAUCAUUGUAACUGCACAUCCAAUAGAUGCACAGGCCCCAGACCAGAAUUCGUGGAUAGCAUCAGCUUGGAACAACAACUUUACCUUUGACGUCGAUAUGGGUGGCUUCUCGGACGAUAAUAACCUCUGCAUUGACCAGCGUGGCUUCAAAACCAUCAUCCAGGCCGAAGCUGCAGAUUUUCUUCAACCCGUGCAAGUCUCCCUGAAUUCGGUUGUCACGACGAUUGCAUACAGCGGGGAUGGGGUGACGGUCACACUAAAAAAUGGUACUUUUCUCACCGCAGACUACGUGCUUUGCACAUUUAGUAUUGGAGUGCUACAAUAUGGUGAUAUCGCGUUCAAGCCCGCUCUUCCCUCGUGGAAGAUCGAGGCCAUUCAGAGCAUGGUCAUGGCCACGUAUACAAAAAUAUUCUUGCAAUUCAAUGAAAAGUUCUGGUUUGAUACCGAGAUGGCCGUCUAUGCGGACAAGGAACGGGGGAGGUAUCCGAUCUGGCAGAGUCUUGACCACGUUAAAUUCUUCCCUGGUUCUGGUCUCGUCUUUGUGACCGUCACUGGUGAUUACUCACUGCGCAUCGAGGGCAUGCAAGAUUCAGAUGUUCAAGAGGAAGUCAUGGAAGUCCUCCGAGCCAUGUACCCCAACAUUACUGUUCCUGAUCCUGUCGCAUUCCAUUUUAAACGCUGGCAUGCGGACCCUCUCUUCCGUGGUUCCUACUCCAACUGGCCUCCUUCUUUCCUUCCCGGUCACUCGGAAAAUCUGAGGGCUACUGUAGACAAGAGCCUCUGGUUUGCGGGUGAAGCUACGAGCUUGAAGUAUUACGGUUUCCUUCAUGGUGCGUAUUUCGAAGGGUUGAACGCUGGGGAGGAGAUCGCUAAGUGCGUUGAGGGCCCUGCAUGCACUGGGCGGGAGCAUCUGAAUAGUGUGGUCGAUGCUUCCCCUUAUCCGUUCGUGUCUAUCACGCCUUAG
Messenger RNA from Suillus fuscotomentosus, 1596 nucleotides. RefSeq lists its product as uncharacterized. The record is from RefSeq and is a predicted model, not a curated record. The transcript is spliced from 10 exons. Lineage: Eukaryota; Fungi; Basidiomycota; Agaricomycetes; Boletales; Suillaceae. Gene Ontology annotation, molecular function: oxidoreductase activity. The coding region runs from base 1 to 1596 and encodes 531 amino acids.